Molecule: messenger RNA, 919 nt
Organism: Drosophila biarmipes
Lineage: Eukaryota; Metazoa; Arthropoda; Insecta; Diptera; Drosophilidae
Product: zinc metalloproteinase nas-1-like
Exons: 2
Coding region: 65-868 (267 amino acids)
Biological process (GO): proteolysis
Molecular function (GO): metalloendopeptidase activity; zinc ion binding
Source: RefSeq, a predicted model, not a curated record
UCAGCUGGCAACCACACUAGUAGAAAACUGUGCCAACGUGGAAAAGUCGCAAAGCAUACCGAGGAUGCUCAUGUUCCUGGUUCUGUUAUGCAUUUCUCUGGGAGAUGCCAUGCCGUUUGGUAAUCCCAAUGGGGAAUCCCGGAAGAACCCUUGGGAACUGGGUAGCCACUUCGAAGGUGAUAUCGUGAUGCCAAUGGGCUACAGGUUUGCUCGUAAUGGUUUGGUGCCGCAGAGGUUCCACUGGCCUGGUGCCGUUGUGCCCUACGAGAUUGAAGGUGCCUUUACCCGCGAGGAGCUGGAGACACUAAAUAACGCAUUUAAGGAGUACCACAAUAGGACCUGUGUGCGCUUCAGGCCCAGGAUCAAGGAAAAGGAUUACAUUGCGAUUGUAAACAAAGGGAUCGGAUGUUACAGCAACCCCGGACGUGUGGGUGGCCGCCAGGAGGUGAAUUACCAAACGCCCGAGUGCAUGAUACAAUUCGGCACUGUGCUCCACGAGCUGAUGCACGCCGUGGGCUUUUAUCACGAACAUAACCGCUAUGAGCGCGAUUCCUAUGUACGCGUAGUAUAUGCAAACAUCGCGCCCUUCGCCAAGCCUAACUUCUGGAGGUACCACAACAGUUCACUGCAAGGAUUCGGCGUAGACUACGACUUCGCCAGCGUGACGCACUACCCGCAAGUAAGCUUCUCCGUGAAUGGAGAGCCCACGAUUGUGCCGCUGCGCGAUACUCCCGAGUCCAGGAUGAUGGGUCAACGGGAAGGUUUCUCCGUCGGGGAUGUGCGCAAAAUCAACGCCAUGUACAAGUGCAAGAGAUCGAAGUCUGGAAAACGACGAAAAGUGCGCAUAAAAUUCAAACUGGUUUACUGAAAAAACAUGUCUAUAGGUACAACAUUUGAUAACAACAUUAACAUUCGCCUA